Messenger RNA from Aspergillus ruber CBS 135680, 512 nucleotides. RefSeq lists its product as uncharacterized. The transcript has 3 exons. The record is from RefSeq and is a predicted model, not a curated record. NCBI's taxonomy places the organism in Eukaryota, Fungi, Ascomycota, Eurotiomycetes, Eurotiales, Aspergillaceae. The coding region runs from base 66 to 332 and encodes 88 amino acids.
AUCCAAUAUCGUUUACGCUGUUCCUCUACACGAUCAACGACUUUUAUAGUAAGCCAAAAACCAAGAUGGCCCCUGGAUGUUAUAUAUGCCAAUAUGCCGCCAAAUACGACAUGUAUAUAUACUGCCCUGGUGUAACUGGCGAUACAAUCGACACCCAGCUCUUCGAUCAGGGCCACGUGCACUGGUUAUGCGGAUACUGCUAUGAGAGUUAUGAGAACAAGACGAGUUGCCCUUACUGUCGGACUCAUCGCAACACGGUAGAUUACUUCUAUUGGAGUGGAGACGGUGCUACUCGUAACGAAGAGCUCAGCACAGUAUCGACGUCGGAUUAGGGACCUUUUUAAUGGUGGCUAGUAGAUGAUAGAAGCAAAACGAAGGUCAUCUCAGACUUCAAUUUCGAGUAAUCAGAUUUCAUAAUAGGAAGUGGAUUAUGCGUAGUAUUUCUAAUGGAUGGAUGAGGGGAAAUUAGCAAUAAGAAGAACUGAUGUUCGUGCACUUCAGAAACUUGGGGG